Truncatella angustata is the source of this 1395-nucleotide messenger RNA. RefSeq lists its product as uncharacterized. The transcript has 2 exons. Gene Ontology annotation, cellular component: nucleus. Gene Ontology annotation, molecular function: protein dimerization activity; DNA-binding transcription factor activity. NCBI's taxonomy places the organism in Eukaryota, Fungi, Ascomycota, Sordariomycetes, Amphisphaeriales, Sporocadaceae. Bases 172 to 1191 code for a protein of 339 amino acids. The record is from RefSeq and is a predicted model, not a curated record.
UGUGAACAAAUCCAAAUAUUCCUGUUUGCUCAUGAUGCGCGCCUAUAUCCACGGCAUACAGUACGCUGACUGCAAUAGAGUUCGCAUUUGCGACCCAGUCCUAGGAGACUUUAUUUGGUAUUGGGCCUGCUGUAGGUGCCGCCAUCUGACAAGCUUCUCGCAUGCUCAGCGAUGAUGGAGUCUGCCGCAUAUCAGAACGAGGCUGCCGCCCUCGAGCAAUUGAAUACCGCUGAUCGAGCUUAUUUAACUGCAAUGGCUGAGGCUGUCACACAAGAGCAAAACGACUACACAACGCAAGCAUCCACCAGUCCUACAGGUAGACGCAAGCGGGGAGCCCCUGAUUCAUCACCAGUUGAGUCAAGGCGGACAAAGCGUAAUACCUCAACGGUAGCCAUGUCGAGUCACCCUGAUGCCGAUGCCGCGGCUUCCUAUGUCGAGAGUGCUGUUGAAGCGGCUCAGGCCGCAGCUGCUGCCAGCGUUAAUGCUGCAGACUUCACUGCAUUGCAGCAAGCAACAGCAGACCAUCACGAGUCCGCUGAUCCGGCUAAUGCCUCGAGUACCGCGGCUGCAGCAUUAGGUUCUAUGUAUCCCACAAUCCACAUACCCCCCACGACUGAGGAGCAGUUCGCUGCACAGUCCACCGUUGAGAACGAGCAUCAACCAUUUGGGACGAACGACAUGGUAUCAACAGACGGGCUGCAUGACCCGGCAAAUCAAGGACCUCUUCACGCACCGCAUGCUCCCGGCCAAAAUGGUAUCAGACCCAAUUCCGCAGUGUUUCAAUCACCACAACCACAGGGUCCCAGACCAGCUGUUGGAUCUGAAGAGUGGCACAAGUUACGUAAAGAUAACCAUAAAGAAGUUGAACGUCGGCGAAGAGAGACGAUCAACGAGGGCAUUAACGAGCUAGCCAAGAUCGUGCCGGGAUGCGAGAAGAAUAAGGGCUCUAUUCUACAAAGGGCCGUCUCUUAUAUCAGCCAGCUGAAGGAAAAUGAGGCUCAGAAUAUUGAGAAGUGGACGCUAGAGAAGCUUCUGACAGAGCAGGCCAUCUCAGAACUAAGCUCUUCGAAUGACAAGCUCAAGCAAGAGUGCGAAAGGGCGUAUCGAGAGAUGGCUGCCUGGAAGUCCCUUGCCAGCAGUCAUGGGCUUCAAGUUACUCAGUCGAAGGAUGAGCCGGGUACUUCAUCGUGAUAACGUUCUGAUUGCCUGAUGCUUACCUUCCUCCUUGUUCGGCCUUACUCUUUUUUGUCUCGCAGUUCUACACGUGCUAUUUUAUUCUCUUUGGGGCAUGGAACCGGUUGCAGACCAGACUACAUAUACGGUAGAAACUUUGGAUUGGGAACACAGAGCUUCCCCGAUGAUUUUGGCGUUAUGGCACUAGGAGUCUAGUAGGGA